GGCAAAAGCCGCCUAUCUGUCAAUAAUUGUCAAUUUUGGUGGUUGUGGAAUAAUUUCUUGUUUUGUUUUGUUAUAAAUAUUACAAUUGAUAAAAACGUGUACAUAUUUCUUUAAAAAAAUUACUUGAAAUAAUAGAUUUUUUUAAACAAGCCUAACAAUCGUUUUGGGAUAAGGUUUUAAAAAUGGGUGACGAUGGUUCUUGGAGAACCCCAGCCUUUAGACAAAGUGUUGUAUCAAAAAUUGAUGAAGCAAUUCGUCAGUCAGGAAUGAACACUUCACGCAACAGCAUUGAAAUGGAAAAUCAUGUUUUCCAGAAAGCUAAGACAAAAGAAGAAUAUUUGGGCUACGUGGCCCGACUUAUUCUCCACGUCCGCGAAAUGAACACCAAAAAGGGCGCUGGAAUGGGUGUCCCAGGCCAAAAUCAAGGAGCUCCUGGCGUGCCUGACCCCAUAAACGCAUUACAAACAUUGGCCAUUCAAGGCACGAGAAACCCUUUGAUGACAAUGGGUGGCAAUCAGCCAGGCCCGAUGGGCGCCCAACAGCAAAUUGCAGCCUCAAAUUUACUACAAAAUUUGAACAGGGGCCCAGGACAAGCCAUGAACAACAUGCAGCAAGGGAUGGUACAGAGACCCAACAUGGGCAUGGGCCCCAACGGCGGCCCUCUACCCAACCAACUGGGCAACCAGAUGAGUCAAAUGAACACUCAAAUGGCCAACCAACUGGCUGGACAAAUGCCCAACCAGAUGGGCAACCAGAUGCAAGGCCCCGUGCAGAAUCAAAUGGCCAACCAACUGCCCGGUCAGAUGCAGAUGGGGGGCCCUAUGCAGAACUCCAUGGGGCCAAUGGGCAACCAAAUGCCCAAUCAAAUGCUAAGCCAGAUGCAAUCGAAUAAGCAAGGCCCUAUGAUGAUGAAUGGACCUAACACCGGAUUCCCCAGAAACUCAACCCCUAACCAGUUCCUGAGCCAAAGUCCGUCGCCCUCAGUCCAGUCCCCGGCUGGUCUCAGUGGGGCUCCGCCCAGUAAUCAGAUGGUAGCGUCGCCGGCUUUGGCCCCAUCGCCCAGCUCGCAAAUGGGCAUGUUGGGGGCAGGGCCCCCAAGGUCCGUGGGCAUGGUGCCCAGCCCUGGGAGCUCCCUCAACACGCCGGGACAACCAAACCAAAGCCCCAUGGGAAUGCAGGAUGAACAGGCUUACCGCGAAAAAGUCAGACAGUUGAGCAAGUACAUAGAACCGCUGAGGAAAAUGAUCGCUAGGAUGGGGAACGAUGGCGAACAUGUGGAAAAGCUGAGCAAAAUGAAGAAGUUGCUCGAAAUUUUGUCGAACCCGCAGCAACGAAUGCCUUUAGAAACACUGAAAAAAUGUGAAGUGGUUUUGGAGAAGCUUGACUUUAAGAGGAGUGACGGAAGUGUUCCAACAUCAACAAGUGGGCAUUUGCCCAUCAAGGAGCACCACGUGUUCAAUCCGUUAUUGGAGGCAGUCAGUAAUAAUUUACAAAGCUCGGUUAUAAAUCACACCCUACAUCGCACUUUUGGGCCCACUUUGGAGGCUCUAUUUGGGCCAGAAAUAAAGUUGGUUCCCCCAUUGAAAAAGAUGAAACUGGAAGAGCCCACCAGCGAUAUUCCCGAUGUACUUCAGGGGGAAAUCGCGCGACUCGAUCAGCGAUUUAAAGUCUCACUUGAUCCAAACCAGCAGCCUGGUUCCAAGUCAAUUCAGCUGACUUGUUGGUUGGAUGAUAAACAAUUGCCAUGCGUUCCUCCAAUUUCUUUGGUCGUUCCUGAAGACUACCCAAAAUCGGCACCAAGUUGCCAUAUGGCCGCUCAUGAAUAUAACGCUACUCAAUUUUUGUCAGCUGUGCAAACGGCUCUGUUAGCGAGGAUAAAGAAGUUGCCGAAGUAUUUUUCAGUUUCUCAGCUAUUGGACACGUGGGAGAUGAGUGUGAGGCAAGCCUCGGCUCCGACAAGCGUUCCCGUUUUUCCCACAACUUUACUCAUGGGGCUGUAGGCUUUAUUGUUGUCUUAAAAUCUUAUUGUCUAGAUUAGAUACCAAUUUUUAUGUAAAAUAAAGCAAUAAAUAAAUGUAUAAAACCAAA
This is a messenger RNA of Tribolium castaneum (red flour beetle), 2088 nucleotides long. Its product is annotated as mediator of RNA polymerase II transcription subunit 15. Gene Ontology annotation, molecular function: transcription coregulator activity. The transcript has 5 exons. Gene Ontology annotation, biological process: regulation of DNA-templated transcription. Bases 183 to 2000 code for a protein of 605 amino acids. The record is from RefSeq and is a predicted model, not a curated record. NCBI's taxonomy places the organism in Eukaryota, Metazoa, Arthropoda, Insecta, Coleoptera, Tenebrionidae.